AUGGUUAAUGGCAUUAGCGAGGUGAAUGUGUAUGACAGGCUACUACAGAGAUGUCCCGUGACGAAGCUUCAUGAUGGGUUGAAAAGUGCAGAUUCCGAGAAGUUACGGGAUCGAUUAGUGACAAUAUUGGAAGUCAAUCCAUAUUAUGUGAAACAAGUGAUUAGAGUUAUAAUAGACAACAAUUAUCACAACGACAUCGAGUGGUUCUAUGAGAAAUAUGUGGACUUGUUACAAUACAGUAGUAUGGAUUCCAAGAAGAUGGAUAUUAUAAGAUAUAUUUUCAAUGGAGAAGUGUACGUUGAUAUCAAUGAGAGACCGAAUUUGAUCAGUGCAAUGAGUACGACGGGUUUCAGAACAUGGGAAGCAGCAUCGUAUCUUUGUGAUUAUAUCAGUAAUGUGGAUACUGAGAGUUUGAAUGGUUGCAGUACAGUGUUGGAACUCGGUGCUGGGACAGGAUUAUGUAGUUUAACUCUGCUGAAGGGGAAAUUCCAAGAUGAUUUGAAGAAAGUUUAUGUAACAGAUGGAGAUACGGAAUUGAUUAGUGGACAAUUAUUGUCCAACUUCAAAUUGAAUGAGAUGGAACAUGAGAUUGGUCAGAAAGUUAAAUUACAACGAUUGUUAUGGGGGGAAGACUCUAUACCGAACGAUAUUGACUGUGUUAUAGGAGCUGACGUUACUUACGAUGACACGUUAUUCGAUGAUUUAUUCAAAUGUUUACGACAAUGUUUUGAAAUAGAGAGUUGUAAAAUGUGUCUUAUAGCCAGUACAAUUAGAAACGUUGAAACUGACAGAAAAUUUCUGGAACACUGUCAUGAUAGUGAUUUUAAAGUUGAAAUCAUUCAGAGUACUGAAUUAGAUCCACAAAGUAAAGCAAGAGUGGAACAAACAAUUUUAAAUAAACCAUUGAUUGCUCCAAUCAUGAUUUAUAAGAUAUAUAAGGAGAUAUAG
Kazachstania africana CBS 2517 is the source of this 948-nucleotide messenger RNA. RefSeq names its product protein-lysine N-methyltransferase (gene EFM3). Bases 1 to 948 code for a protein of 315 amino acids. The transcript has a single exon. The record is from RefSeq and is a predicted model, not a curated record. NCBI's taxonomy places the organism in Eukaryota, Fungi, Ascomycota, Saccharomycetes, Saccharomycetales, Saccharomycetaceae.